AUGAAGCUUGAAGCAUUUGAUCAAACAGAUCCCAGCACCAUAACAGUAGCUACGGUCUCACAAGUAGUAGGACGCACCAUGUGGGUGUUACUAGAUGGAUACAAGAAUGAUUCUGUGGAACGCAUCUACGAUGUGGAAUCAUCGGAUCUUUUUCCAGUUGGAUGGUGUAGCAUGAAUGGGCACCCAUUCAUUACAUCGAACGUUCAGCGUAAGAAAUUUGGACCAAUAAACUGUGAUGUGACAACUGCAUUUGUUCGAUCAUAAGAAAUUUUAACCCAAGCUCAUUAACCCAUUUUACUCCCAAGAUCUCGUUAGUAAUUCUCCUUACUGUCUGCCAUUCAAUUCUUAUGAUGUUACUUUGGGGAAUUUGGUAUUGGAUCAGCUAACGUAAAAAUCCCUUAAUUGAUAUUUUUCUUUAUUCCCAUGCCUUUUCUGCUUGAUAUUGUAUUGAUAUUGUAAGGAGAAAUUCUUUCUUGGUCACUCUUGGGAGUUAAAAGUUUGAGACCAAAGUGGAAAAGGUGAAUUAAAAAAGAUUGGAGAAAUUUGGUUACAGAUGAUGAGAUUUAUAAAAUAAGUUGAGUCAAAAAAAAUUCUUUCUUUUCUUACACGCGAUAUCUAUUUGUUUAGUGUUGGAAUUUCAAAAUCGUAAUGGAAGUCCCUUUUUUCUACAAUUUGUGUGUCACCUUUUUGAAAAUGUUUCAAUGUCACCAAAAUACACUUUAGAACAAGAUUUAAAGUUGCAAAAUCAGCGAUAUGAUUUUUGCAGAAGCUAGUGUAGGUUCUCUUUUGAUGAAGACUGUCUGUUACCUUCUUGUUAAGUUUUCUUAACGUCCAACAGCGCAUGAACGAUAACUGAGUGAUCUUCCUGAAGGGUACAUAGUUCAAAGGACGGAUAAUACUAUCCAACGGAUAAAUCACCAUCUAGCGGAUAAGUGUUGACAGGACAUACUGAGGUAUGUACAAGAUAGCGAUUUAUCCAGUGGAUAGCGUUAUGGACUCUUUGAACAACCGGGGCCAGAUGCAUACCUGACUGUGUUUCUUUUAUCAUCUUUGCUCAGGUCCUCCUGAGGAAAACACGCGUCUUGCUUCGCUGAGGUAUUUUAGAAAUUGUUGUUACGUAUUUGAAGUAAGCUGAUUUCGAUUUCAUGUAAACAGAAUACAUUUAUUAGCGAUCUAUUAAUGUUGUGAUGAUCUUGGCAUCCGAGAACAGUGAAUGUAGACUUAUUGUAAUGUGAGAUCGUGUCAACAUCAACAACAUCUCAGUAUUAAUUCUCAUCACCGUCUGCCAUAUAUUUUCCACCAGUUUUGUUCUUAGAAUUUGCUUCUCAGUCAAGUAACAUCAUCUAGUUAAUAGUUUUCUUUCUUCUCCUUACCUUUUUGCGCAUCUAUGUAUUAAUAGUAUGAGGAGAAAUUACUAACUGAUCAUUCCUGUGAGUGGAAGGUUUAAUUUGAGUUAAUCUCUUGCAGAACCACAAGACAAAGAGAAAGUAACAAAAAAGCGACAGAUACAAGCACAGCCAACAUCACCAAUAUCUCAACAACUAGAACUUAUGAAACGAGUACUACAAAUUCUACAACUACGCCUCUAAAUUCUGUAAACGUUACACCUGUCACAGAUGUAAACAACGUGACAAGCGUGAUCCAGCGUGACACAAAUCACCAGCAGAGCGUUAAUAUGACAUCCAUAAACACUGAAAACGAAGUCAAAAUGGAGUCCAAUUCUCACACAGAAAAAACGGAGUCUUGUUCUCUCGAAGAGGUGAACGCAAAGUCACAGGAGAAACAGUCACCCAUAUCUUCUAAGGGUAAAUAUGAUUUGGGGCCCUCGACACUUGUCCCGCGGGAUUACGGUGAAGAGGAAGAGGAGGAAAGUGCGGAAAAGAAGAAAGUUGAAGCUGUGAUCGAUCUGACAGAAGACGACGAGGUUGAGGUGGAGAGAAAGGAGAGUAAACCUGUUGAAACCAAACCAGGUCUACCUUCGAAGGAUGAUUCAGGUAGGCGUUCAUGACGGCUUUGUCAUUCUUUAAGUAAAAUGUCGAGCCGCACUUUAUAACUUGUUUAUUCUUGUACCUACAAUCGGGAACAAAAUUUGAUCUUUUAAACCCCCUGUUACUAUAAUUUUAUCUCUUUUACCGUAUUUAAGUUAACCUACUUGCCCCCCCCCCCCCCCCCCCCCCCCCAGAAAAGAAACAGAAUAAAGCAAAACAAAACAAACAAAAACAAUGUUGAACUUUUAGCUAAAUACAGGCAACAUUGAAUGGUAGAAGGGGGGGGGGGGUCUUCUCAUUAACUAAGAGUGUGGUAAAACAUGAGUGGUAUUCUACACAGAUAGGGCUCUUCAAACAUGAUGUGUCAACUAAUUUUGACACUGACUGUAGUCUCCUAGGUAGCCGCUGUUCUGUCACGGCACACACCACGCUCCGUCCUCCUUGCGUGAAGGGACCAAAUAACGGCUACGAAGAAAGAGACUUGAAAUCGUACUUCCCCUUGCUCACGAAAAGAUGAAAAACAUCUUUCUGUGUUUUAUUAUCGUCCUAUUCUAUUUCUUCACACGACGCUUCCAAAAAUGCUGAUCUUAGGAGUGUAUUAAACGCGUGUCACGUAGCUCAGUCGCCAUAGAGACUUUUUGUGCUUCAUUGGAAGAAAAUUGGAGUGCAGAUUUCGAAGAUCUGAGUCUCCAUUUGUUAUAAAGAGUUAGAAUUUUUUCUUAAUUUCACGCUUGUGGCAAGACGAGAAGAAAAUCUUUCUACAUGGUAGACUCUAUGUUGAUCUUUCUUCAAAAAUUUGCUUUUGUUUUCCUUUAUAGGGAUCUGUAUUUAUGUCAAAAAAUCCUGUGAACCGGGCCCGUUUCUUAAGCAAGCUAAAGUAGCAAGUCUUCCUGCUGUCAUUGGUCCAGCAGGUCCCAACAUUGUCUUUAGACAACUUGUUGAGCAAAUUGUUCUCAGCGCUCAUUCGUCGAAACAAGUUCUGAAGCUGCUUGCUUCUGAGACUGAUAAAAUGACUAUUGCUUCAAUUUUGAAGGUACAGUGUUCUUUUCUGUAGGGUUUUUUGAGCUUUGGUAGGUUCGAAAGCAUGAAUGGCGAAGGGGCGAAAGUGCUCGCCAGCCAGCUCGCCCACGACUUAAAUCCAUAUUUUUUAAAUUUAGUCUUGGAGAUUCAGUAGUAAACGCAGAGCAUAGAUAAAGAAGCUGAAGGCAGUCGUUUUAGUUGCCACUGGCAGUCACCAUAGUUAUUAUUUUCUGAAAUAUUCCUUAGAUUAUUUUCACAGUCCUUGUCAUGUUUGCUCGACUUCCAACGUGGGUAUCCAGUGGUUUGUGACGUCAGACACCUGGUGCUAAGCAACACCGCUGUGUGACAGGUGGACUCAGUCAAUUACAGAAUCAUAUCGGUUUUCUGCCUUUAUCUUUACGAGCGUGAUGUUUGUUAUUUUCUAUUGCAGACGUUAAAAAACAAACUCUCUUUGUGCGAGAAUCUCAUCAGUUUGAAUAAAGUCGCACUGUGUGCGCACUGUGAUGCUCAGAAAGGUUAG
This is a messenger RNA of Pocillopora meandrina, 3528 nucleotides long. The record is from the annotation of a GenBank genome assembly. Lineage: Eukaryota; Metazoa; Cnidaria; Anthozoa; Scleractinia; Pocilloporidae.